This is a messenger RNA of Trachemys scripta elegans, 6147 nucleotides long. RefSeq names its product remodeling and spacing factor 1 (gene RSF1). Gene Ontology annotation, cellular component: RSF complex. NCBI's taxonomy places the organism in Eukaryota, Metazoa, Chordata, Testudines, Emydidae. Bases 484 to 4581 code for a protein of 1365 amino acids. The transcript has 16 exons. Gene Ontology annotation, biological process: regulation of DNA-templated transcription. The record is from RefSeq and is a predicted model, not a curated record.
UAUUUUAACAGGCUGUGCUCCCAGACUGCUUUCUCUUAGUUCAGAAUCUAGAGGACUGUUCAAAUUUGAUUGAUCUUAAGUGGUAUAACAUGGGGAAUGUCAUUCAGAUUUUAAUUUUGGUUUUAAAUCCAGCACACUAUCGCUAAAACUUUACGUACAGGCUGUUUUUUGUAAGAUUGAUAAUAUUUGGUUCCCUUUCUUUUGCUGCAGAGUGAGCCAUGAGAGAACAAAAUUACUACACUGUUCUUAGAGCAGAGCUUAUCUCAUCAGAUGCUGGUCAGCAAACAGUGAAAGUAAAUGAUGCAGAGCCCUGUUGGGUUGUGCUCCAUAAGAAAUACAGAGAAGAAAAUGCUUGCCAUUGUGAAGGAAUUAAAACAUUAGUUCAAGCCAUCUUACUUCCAUCCUCUGACAGUGUUAAAUGUGGAGUUACAGAAACAUUUUUAAAACGUUCCAAAAGAGUUGGUAGAACUUCACUUGAAACUGAUGAGGAAGAUUGGGAAGUCUGUCACAGCAGACAGAUGGGAAAAAUACUUGAUCAAGAUAUGCCAAGAGUUCAACAGUACUUGGGCAUGGGAGAUGGAGAAGAAAGGAUACCUGGAAACGAGUGUUGAAUGCAAAUUGGGAAUUCUGAAGUACCUCUGUGAGUGUCAGUUUGAUGACAAUCUAAAAUUUAAGAAUAUCAUUAAUGAAGAGGAUGCUGAUGCUAUGCGUCUCCAGCCAAUUGGUCGAGACAAGGAUGGUCUAAUGUAUUGGUACCAGCUGGAUCAAGAACAUAAUGUGAGAAUGUACGUAGAAGAACAGGAUGACCAGGAUGGAUCUUCUUGGAAAUGCAUAGUCAGAAACCGAAAUGAGCUAGCUGAGACGCUUGAGCUUUUGAAAGCACAAAUCGAUCCUGCACUGUUGAAAAAGAACAACCAGCAGGACAGCUCAUCACGUGAAAGCCCUAGCAUAGAAGAUGAAGAUAGCAAAAAGGAGGAAGAAAUAUCUCCACCAGGAAAUGAAUUAAAAAUAAAAGAAGAGGAGAAGAACAUGGAGGAACAGUCAAAGGAAUUGGAAAGCCUUCCUCCACCUACAGUUCCAGCAGAUGAAAACAUGAUGAAAAUGGAGAAAGUGGAAGAAAAGGAAAUUAUAAAACUGCCAGUCAUAGUAAAGCUAGAAAAACCUUCAGAAAACAGUGAGGAAAAGCAGAUUACCAAAGAAGAAAAUGAUUCCUUUAAAGAAAAUGUCAAGCCUGUUAAAGCAGAAGUGAAGGAAAAUAAAGUAGAACCAAAAGAUUUAAAAGACAUUAAAAGCAGCACAGAUAAAAUAACAGUACAUGAGCCUGAGAGAUUAGAGUUUUGUGUCAAUGUCAAAACCCCUCAAGAAGUUGUGGAUAAAUCUGCAGAAGAAAGUGAGAAACUUAAAAAUGACCAGCAGGCAAAGAUACCACUGAAAAAGCGAGAGAUCAAGCUGACAGAUGACUAUGACAGCCCAAUAAAGGGGUCCUUGUGUAAAUGUGUUACUCCAACAAAGGAUGUCUUGAAAGAGGAAGGAAAACCAGAGGAGGAGGGUUUUAGAAGAGUGCCUACAAUCACUGCUUUAUGUCCUGAUGGGAAAUUGCUAGUAAAUGGAGAGGUUACCAGUGAAAAAGUCGCCCAAAAUGUCACCCAAAAUAAUAAGUCAGAACAUUCCAUUAGCACAAAGGAAGACAGCAGCAGCUCAUCGAAGGAGAAAAAUUGCAUAAGUGGGGGGAAAAUAUCAGACUCUUUAAACUCUGUUAGCAAAAUUGUGAAAACAUAUGAAGAUGAGAAAAAUGUGCCUACCGACAAAGAGGUAGCUGCUACGAUCUCUGAGGUUUCUAAUCAGAAAGUGCCUUUAAAGGAGGAAUCUAGUCUUAUGGAAAAAGAGUCCCUCGACAGUAUGACUUCUGAGGUGGCAAUGGAGGACUCGUGGAAAGCAGGAUACUGCCCCAAGAAACCUGAAGAGAAAUUAGCUUUGAAAACUAGGAAGGACAGACGACCACCACUCAAAGAAUGUUUAGAAAAGCUGGAAAAGUCCAUGAAGACAUCCACUCCUAAGGAGCCACCCAAGCUUGAUCUAACAGAUGAAGAGGGUUUGAAAAGUAAAAAUGAACUGGAGAAGAAAUCUGACUCUCCAAAAGCAGCUGAAACACCUCCAUCAUCUAUUCCUCCUGUUCCUUCCGAGAAAUCUGCUUUAGAAAAAGAGGGCUCAGAUUCCAAAAACAUACUUCCUGAUGAAAGCAAAGUUCAGGAAGGAUCAGAUUUAGAAAAACAAAAGGAGGAAUUCGAAGUUCCCCGGACAGAACCAGAUAAACAAGAUAAUGCCCAAACCUCUAAUAUAGAGGAGUCUCCAGAGACUAAAAAGGAAUCUCCAGUACAAAAAAGCAAAUUUAAAUAUAAACUGGUUUCUGAAGAGAACAUCUGUGUAACAGAUAACAAGGAAAUAACCUCCGAGAGGCAGAAGGAAGGGAUCAAGUUAACCAUCAGGAUCUCCAGUAGAAAGAAAAAGCCUGAUCCACCUCCGAAGACUCAGGACACCGAGCAGAAGGAAGAGGAAGAAGUCAAUGUUGGUCGCACUUUAAGGAGGUCUCCAAGAAUAUCUAAACCUACUCCAAAAGUGGUGGAGACUCGGGAUCAGAAAACUGACAAAAAACGAGGUGAAGAAGAGGAGGAGAAAUUGGCAGCGCUGCAAAAGCAAGACCGAAGAGAGGAUGUGAAAAAACAAGAGAAGGAGUCCAAUUCUAAAGUGAGCAAGGUCACACAGAGAAGCAAAGUGCGGUGGACAGGAACUCGAACUCGUGGCAGGUGGAGAUAUUCAAGUAAUGAAGACAGUGAGGAGUCUGAGACCGAAGAAAACUCUGAGGAGGAAUCUGAGGGGGGAGAGGAAGAAGAGGAACCUGCACCUGCUGAUGAUGAUGAACCAUGCAAGAAGUGUGGCCUUCCCAAUCACCCUGAGCUAAUUCUGUUGUGUGACUCUUGUGACAGUGGAUACCACACAGCCUGCCUUCGACCCCCAUUGAUGAUAAUCCCAGAUGGAGAGUGGUUCUGCCCACCUUGCCAACAUAAAUUACUCUGUGAGAAGUUAGAAGAACAAUUGCAAGAUCUGGAUGUUGUCUUGAAAAAGAAGGAGCGGGCAGAGCGAAGGAAAGAGCGAUUGGUGUAUGUGGGUAUCAGUAUUGAGAACAUCAUCCCACCACAAGAGCCAGAAAUACCAGAAAGUCAGGAAGAAAAAAAGAAAGAUUCCAAAAAGUCAAAAUCAAAACGGCUUGAAAGGAGGUCUACUAGAACACGGAAAUGCAUAAGUUACAGAUUUGAUGAAUUUGAUGAGGCAAUUGAUGAAGCAAUAGAAGAUGAUAUCAAGGAGGCCGAUGGAGGAGGUGGUGGCAGAGGCAAAGACAUGUCUAAUAUCACAGGUCACCGGGGAAAAGACAUUUCCACCAUCCUAGAGGAAGAAAGGAAAGAAAAUAAGCGGCCACAAAGGGCCGCUGCAGCACGUCGCAAGAAACGACGGCGACUGAACGACCUCGAUAGUGAUAGUAACCUGGAUGAGGAAGAGAGUGAGGAUGAGUUCAGGAUCAGCGAUGGAUCUCAGGACGAGUUUGUUGUAUCAGAGGAAAAUCCAGAUGAAAGUGAAGAUGAUCAGCUGUCAAACGAAGACAGCGAUACAGAGUUCUGUGCCCGUAGACCCAGGCGACACCACUCCAGGCCAAUGAGACAAAGCAGGCGGUUACGAAGAAAAACGGUAAAGAAAAAAUAUUCAGAGGAUGAUGAAGAGGAAGACUCUGAGGACAAUUUAAGUAGGGAGUCUGAAAGUGGUGAUUACACAGAUUACAGUGAUGAUGAUUACCUGGAAACUAGGCGGAGAAGAUCAAGGCGGAAUCAGAAGAGACAAGUUAACUAUAAGGAGGAUUCAGAAAGCGAUGGCUCACAGAAAAGUGUUCGAUACGGAAAGGAGCUAAGACGACUUCAUAAACGCAGGCUUCCCAGUUCAGACAGUGAAGAGAGCUACAUGUCCAAGAACUCUGAAGAUGAUGAACCAGCAAAGGAAUCAAAGCAGUCUAUUCGAAAACGUAGCCGAAGUACAGACGAAUACUCAGAAGAAGAAGAAGAGGAUGGGGAUGAACCAGAGGAGGGGAGACCUGUCCGCAAACGGCUGAAUCGAAUUGAAACAGAUGAUGAAGAUAACUGCGACAAUGCGAACAAAGAUGCAGAAAAGCCUGCACCUGCAAAUAAGCCAUCAGCACCUCAUGCUCCUCAUGACAGUACCAAGAAGCCCUGCUACCGGAUAGAAAGUGAUGAUGAAGAUGACUUUGAUAAUGUAGGGAAAGUAGAAAGCCCGUUGGACUACAGCCUAGUGGACUUGCCUUCCACCAAUGGACAGAGCCCAGGUAAAACUAUUGAAACCUUGAUUGGCAAACCAAGUGAGAAGACUCAAGCCCCCAAGGACAGCACAGCCAAUGCCAACCUGGCACCCAAUGGGACGGGGGGUGGGCAGGAGGUAGUAGGGCCAGAGGAAGAGGAGGAUGAACUUUUGAGAGUGACUGACCUUGUUGAUUACGUCUGUAACAGUGAACAGUUAUAAGACUUUCUUCCAUUUUUGUGCUAAUUUAUUCCACGGUAGCUCAUACCAGCGGGCCAGUUAUUAAAAGCUGUUUUAUUUUUCCUAGAAGACUGUCCACUACAGUAUCACUUUUUAGAAGCAAGAAUUUCACCAGUUCUGCAGUCUUUCUGUGAAGUGACCAGUUUUGAACUUUGAAGAUAAAUUGCUGUAAAUUCCCUCUUAAUUUUUUUCUCUCCUUCCAAGUCCAUGGUCCUGGGUAAUUUCAUUCACAAAAACCUUAUAACAACAAGAGAUUUGUAUAUUUUUGACUUUAUAUUUCCUGAAAGCAUACAAAUUUGUUGAAAUGUGUGGCCUAUGAAAGCAUUCCAAAUCAGUCAGGGCCCAAAACGUAACUGGGGCAGGGGGCAGUGGGAGGCGGGAAUGGGGGAGUGUGUGCAGAAGCACUUGUGCUUUAGCUUUUUCAUAUGAGAUCUAUAUUAUAUUUAAAUGUUCACAACUUAGAUGACAAUUUAACAGACAGUUUAAAAAUUAAUGUCUCUACUGUUGCAUUUUGUGAGUUGUAGGUUAACAUACAUAGCUCAUUUUAGUAACCACCUUCAUGAAAGCAGCUUGAUUUAAGAUUGGAGAUAACCACAGUAAAUAAAGAGGCCAAGAAAGUACAAUAAACAAGAACUCUAGUAUCCAUUUUGACUUGCAGAGUUUCCUGAUAAACAUCCUUUAAAGUGUUUGUACAGUAAAGUGUACUGUAAUGAAGUUUUGACGGUCGAAACAUGCUAGCAAUGAAUUUAUAAAACAGUUUUUCCAUGCAUAUUUCAUCAGAUGGCCUUUAAUGUACAGAAUCUGGUGGGAGGGAAUUUGUGUGAAGUUAGUUUGUAAAUGGGAUGAUACCAUGUGAGUGCUGUAAACUUUUUCAGAUGCCAGAACCACUGUAUAAAGUAACUGCCUGGCCGUUUGAGUUUUAAACCAGCUAUCAGAGUAUUUUGAAAGGAAUACGUUUGUACAUACUGCAUUGAUCACAGGAUUACAGCACAUCUGAUGAUGGAGGGAUUUUCAAAUAAACCUUGACUGGUCCAUUCAUGCCCCUAAUAUCUACUUCAAAUUGAAGUAAACAAAUGGAGCAGUUUUCCUUUUGGAGGUUUUCUGUUUUGGAUUUGUGUGUUUGUUUUGAUUUACUUAUCUGCCUGGAUGUACUAGCAGGUUUUGAAUGUAGUGUUGGCCUUUGGCCAUUAGAAUUUUCUUAAAAUACAUUUUAAUAGUUGUCAUGUGACCAACUGAUUUCAAGAAGGCAGUAUUUCUGGGAGAAAAUGCUUGACUCCCAGACAAUAUCUCAUCACUUGGAGUGGCAUGUACGUUAGCGCAAGUAUACAGAUUUUUUUUUUUAACAGUUUAUUUGGCACAUAAUAGACAGUGAAGCUGAAGUUUGUUUUGGAUAGCACUCAGUUUUCUCUUGGCUCUUAAUUAAGAUGCAGGCUGUAAAGUUUAUACCUGUUGUAGCCCACAGCUAAAACAUAGCUGCCCAAUGUUGAAAUCUGAUAAGGUCACAUUUAUUAAACCUUUUGCGCUGAGAUUUGGAUUUCCCCCUCCCCC